Messenger RNA from Racocetra persica, 418 nucleotides. Lineage: Eukaryota; Fungi; Glomeromycota; Glomeromycetes; Diversisporales; Gigasporaceae. The record is from the annotation of a GenBank genome assembly.
AUGCAACUACGCCAAACAUUCAGCAUUCAUUUACCAGUCGAAUUAUACCAAGAACUACUAAAAAAAGUCGAAAAAGAAAACAUUCGUGAACUCCAAGGCCGACACCCUGGACUAGUGAUCUCAAAUGACGAGCAAAACAAAUUCAGUCCGUUAAUUACAAUUAUACCUUUAACCAGCCAAGUAGACAAGAUUUACCCUUUUCAAGUAGAAAGUAAAUUAAAAGGCCGUGGUGGUGUAAUUCUCGUCGACCAAAUUAGAACCAUUGACCGAAAAAGGCUUGACGAUAAAUUAGGAGAAUUAGACCUAGAAAUGAUGGAGAAAGCCGAGACGAUACAGGUCGAGGUGAAAGCAUACUCGUCUUUUAACCCAGUAAAGAUGGAUAUUGCUGAGUUAGAGAGAGAAACGGAAUUUGAAAAAG